AUGGAAGCAGAGAGCCAGUACUGCGCCGGCCGGCACGCUCGAUGGACGUGUGUGGGACGCUCUUGCCCAACUUCUCCGUGACGCUACGAGUACAAAAACUUGUUUUCUAAAACCACAUCAUCUAAUUGUUGAUGUUGCAAAUUUAUCAGUUGAUCAACUGUAGUUAGAAUAAAGUGCUUAAUUGAUUGAUGGACAUAGUGAUUGUUUAUUUUUUGUGAAACUGCAACGUGUUUGGUUCAACGGACUACGGAGGAGUGUUAUCGGCCAUGUCUUCGGACUAAAAUAUAAACUUAAAUAUUGGUGUAGUGUUAGUGAAAUAUACAAUGUAUCAGCCUAGUGUACGGACUGUGGGUGCAUUAGCCGUCGUGGUUCGGUGGUUCUUGUACCUGGUCAUUGGACUGGGGUGGCAGGUUCAAUCUCAGACAGUGCAACAGACGGCCGUUGUGGACAACUCAUACAACCUUUACUACGAACAACCAUGUUGCUCUGGACCUAUAUCUAAGAGUAAAUACCACAUGCGACAUAGAAGAGAUCAUGUUCGGGAGUUUUCUUGUGGCACUCUCUACUACAGAACGUUUUUCUUGGACUCCAAACGAGAUGCCCUUUACGUCGGUGCCAUGGACCGGCUGUUUCGGCUCAACAUGAAUAAUAUCAGCGCGUCGCAUUGUGAGAGAGAUUCCAUAAACCUGGAGCCGAGCAACGUCGCGCAAUGUGUUUCGAAAGGCAAAUCAGAGCAUUUCGACUGCCGCAACCAUAUCCGCGUGAUCCAGCCAAUGGCAGACGGCGGACGUCUGUAUGUGUGUGGCACCAACGCACACAGCCCUAAGGACUGGGUCUUAUAUUCGAACCUGACGCACCUGCCUCGCCACGAGUACGUGCCCGGCAUCGGCAUGGGCGUCGCGAAAUGCCCGUACGACCCGGCAGACAACUCGACAGCCCUGUGGGUAGAAAGAGGCAACCCUGGAAGCCUCCCCGCGCUGUACUCGGGAACUAAUGCGGAAUUCACCAAGGCUGAUACAGUCAUAUUUAGAACUGACCUCCAUAAUUUGACCACUGGGCGUAGAGAGUUCGCGUUUAAAAGAACGCUGAAGUACGACUCCAAGUGGCUCGAUAAACCAAACUUCGUGGGUUCCUUCGAUGUGGGCGAGUACGUGCUAUUCUUCUUCCGUGAGACUGCAGUGGAAUACAUCAAUUGUGGCAAGGCUGUGUACUCAAGGGUGGCCCGGGUGUGCAAGAGGGACACGGGGGGGAAGAACAUCCUCAGCCAGAAUUGGGCAACCUACCUCAAGGCCAGGCUCAACUGCAGCAUCCCGGGGGAAUUCCCGUUCUACUUCAAUGAAAUACAGAGCAUCUACAAAGUCCCGGGAGACGACAGCCGCUUCUAUGGUGUCUUUACCACCGCUUCCACUGGCCUGAUGGGGUCAGCCAUUUGUACCUUUACCAUCGGGGACAUUCAGAAGGCGUUCGAAGGGAAAUUCAAGGAGCAAGCCACUUCAAGCUCUGCCUGGCUGCCCGUCAUCAGUAGUAGGGUCCCUGAGCCCAGGCCAGGGACCUGCGUCAAUGAUACUGCGUCUUUGCCGGACACUGUUCUGAAUUUUAUAAGGUCCCACCCACUGAUGGACAGCGCAGUGUCCCACGAGAACGAAAAGCCGAUAUAUUACAAGCGGGACCUGUUCUUCACGAGGCUGGUCGUGGACCGCGUCAAGGUGGACAUGCAAGGGCAUCAGCUCGAUUACACUGUCUACUAUGCUGGUACCAAUGAGGGCAAAAUCCACAAGAUAGUACAGUGGAACCGGAACGGCGACAGCCAAUCAGCUUUGCUCGACAUCUUCGACGUCACUCCGGGAGAACCAAUCCAGGCAAUGGCGCUGUCACGUGCCCAUGGCUCCUUAUACGCAGCGUCAGACAGAAGAGUAUUGCAAUUGCGCCUAGCGUUGUGUGCAAGAAGAUACGACGCAUGCGUGCGUUGCGCACGCGACCCCUACUGUGGCUGGGACCGCGAGGCCGGAGUCUGCAAGGAGUACAUGCCUGGGUUAAUCCAAGACGUGGUGAACGAGACGGUAGACAUCUGCGACUCCUCCAUCGCUCGCAAGGCGGUCUCGGCGACCUGGGGGCAGAGCCUCCACCUGGGGAGCUUCGUCAAGAUGCCUGAGGUGCUUCAUCCGAGAGCUGUCACGUGGUACCACUAUUCCAGGGACAAGGGGAAACAUCCAAUCACAUUCAAUAAACCAGAGAAAUACAUCGAAACGUCGGAACACGGGCUCCUCAUAAUAUCUGUCAACGAAGGAGAUGCGGGGAGAUAUGAUUGCUUCCUGGGGGGUUCCUUACUAUGCUCCUACAACAUCACAGUAGAUACCCACAGAUGUACGCCCCCAGAGAAAAGUAAUGAAUAUCAGAAAAUUUACUCCAAUUGGUGCCACGAAUUUGAAAAGUAUAAAAGUGCAAUGAAAACAUGGGAAAGGAAACAGGAGCAAUGCUCCAGGCAGAACGACUCAAAUCAGAAUUCCCACCCAAAUGAGAUCGUGUGAUAGCUUCUAAACAUCGCCUAUCUCAUGUUUCAGUCGGUUAACUAUUACGCCGGGGUUAUUCCGAUACCGUACGUAUCGGCUGGCCUCAAGUAUUUCAACAUAUUCUCGUGAGAAUCCGUCAGUAACCUUCCGCUCCAAACUCAGUGAUGUAGCCACUCCAUAUAAUGACAAGCUCAAGUUAUAGUGUAACUGCUAAGUGACUCCCUCUAGCGUUAAAAAUAAGUGUAGUGAAAAAUUACUAUGCAACAGUACAUCGUUCCAAACACAUCACGGACAUGAGAAGGUGAUUAUUAGACACUCUAAAUUUUAUGGACAUUUUAUUAAAAUAUAAACGGAAGAAAAUAUGAGCGUUGUGCGUUGCUUGUUGGAUAUGGAAUGUAAAAAGAAUAGGAAUCUUUUUCAAGUUGUAAGUACGCUUUGUUCGUUGGUUAAGGGAAUAGGAAAUUGUUAGAAUUAUUGAAUGGAAUAAAUUUUUAUAAUGAAAUUAAAGGAAGCAAUCAUUGUAACAUUGCUAUGGAAUAUUUUUUAGGUAUUAUACUUUAUGUAUGGCGAAUUUCAUUGACACUAGGUAUUGCAUUUAUUGGUUUUAAUUUAAAAAAAUAAGUUGUCUUUAUUUUUAUUUGUAGUUUGAACGUAAGAAAAUCUUGAUGUUGAUAGAAGUAUUGUUAAAGGAUCAAGAUGUUUCGCGUGUAGUUGAGCACUAAUGAGUCUAUAGAUACGUAUUGCCGUGUUGCCAUACCACGGCAGUAAUUUGAAAUCUCCGAGGGUUGUGGGAGGGUUCGCCUCAUUAUUUUUCCCCUAUUUGUGUAAAUAGUUACCUAAUUUCGUUCAACUGUACCUACUAAUGUAAGUGUACGUAUAGGAUGCACGUCCCUAAUGGUAAAAAUAUAAUUUAAGCCUGUGAUAUAUAAGAAACUUGUUUAGGAAAUUUAAGUCCGGAGUUGUUUUAUUAUAAAAUGUACUGAAAAACUUUUUUACACUGCACCUUGCCAUUUUAUAGUCGUGUGACUCUUGCCAUUAAAUAAAAAUAAAUUAGUUCAUACACACAUUACUUACAGUCGUAUUACUGUAGAAUUGAAAUGGUUAAUGGCCUAAGUUAUAAUGUACUGGCAGUAAUCAAACUCGUAUGAAACUGGAACAAAGUGAUAACUCAUGGAAUAAAUAAACUUUAUCGCUUCGUUGAAUUUUAAACGCGUUUGUUUACUAGGUAUGUUAAUAGACAUGCAAAUUCUGGGACGAUAACUAAUUGUAUCAUAAUUUACUAUUACCAAUAAAUAUACAUAUUUUUUAUUUUACUUCAACGUAUUAUAGAAAAAUUGAACAUUUAUUUAUUACCGUAACUCGUAUUCUGCAUAAAAUACUCCGAGCGAGUUAUUGAACGCUGUGGUCUCAAUGACAGCUCUCAUACAAAUACACGCCUCGCGCUUAUUUCCUAACACGCUUGGUGCGAAUACGUGUGCCUGGUUUCUUGACUCAGGAGAGCAUUACCUUGGGUAACUUACCACACUUUCUAUAUUGUCCCAGAAUCUUCCCAAUAUAAGUACAGAAUUGUCUUAUUAUAUUCCAUACAAUUUUGACAUAUUCUUUUUGUAGUACUGAAAGAAUUAGAAAGAUCUCGAAAUAAUACUCUAGCUAUUUAUUAGCAACAAAAGUAGACGGUGUAAUAGACAUAAUCUCUGCAUAUUUUUGUACAAAUCAAUAUUGUCAUUUUAAUAGGAGAAUAGUGAAUAAACUAAUACUUUUCACGUAUCAUUCGAGUAGAAUCUUGGUAAUUUUAUUAAAUUUUCAUAUCAUGACAUUGUACCUAAGUGCUUGUACAUAUAUUUAUGUAUCAGCCAUCUGAUUCCAUGAAACCUAUUUAUAUGUAGCGAUUGAAUACAAAUUUGAAAUCGAAUUUUAUAAAAGAAUAAUAUUUUUUCUAGGAACGUAUUGAAUUUCCGUACUUGCCAUAUUUUAUUGUGUCUGGAUAUAAUACAUUAGGGCAUUUAUAAUGAUGACUGCAUUUAAUUUACUGAAAGUAUUUUUUUCUGGCCAUCAUUUCUAUAGAUAUUCAUUGUAAAAAUCCCAAAACUUUGACCUAAAUAGUAUAAUAAAGUAUUAGGUAUAAAUACAAUGCUCUUCUCCGAUAUGUUAGCAUAAUACCUCCACCUAUAACACCAAAACAUUAAUUUGUUAUACAAAUAUUAAUAGCAUAUAGGUGCUUGUAAUUUUUUUUUCAUUUGCAACUAUAUGUGUUUCAAACAUUUUUCAUAUCACUAUGUAAAUAUGAAAUCGAAAUAGAUAUAAACGUAAGAAAUAUCUGAGCUUCAUCAUUUAUUAUGUAUAAGCUAAGAUUUGGUACUUAAGUAUUUUAGCAUAAUAACAUAAGGACUUCCCUUAUCUCGGGGUGUCUUGCGCAAUAACUAUAUAUCUAAUUAUUAUGUCUGUACUAAUCGAAUAGAUCUGUAAAUUCCACAUGUUACUAUAAUAAGUUAAAUUCAGAUGUAGCGUUAAGAUUUUAUAUAAUAAAUCUAUGAAAUGUACCUUUCA
Molecule: messenger RNA, 5057 nt
Organism: Plodia interpunctella (Indianmeal moth)
Lineage: Eukaryota; Metazoa; Arthropoda; Insecta; Lepidoptera; Pyralidae
Gene: Sema2a
Product: semaphorin-2A
Exons: 16
Coding region: 324-2528 (734 amino acids)
Biological process (GO): negative regulation of axon extension involved in axon guidance; positive regulation of cell migration; semaphorin-plexin signaling pathway
Molecular function (GO): semaphorin receptor binding; chemorepellent activity
Source: RefSeq, a predicted model, not a curated record